Molecule: messenger RNA, 1799 nt
Organism: Lindgomyces ingoldianus
Lineage: Eukaryota; Fungi; Ascomycota; Dothideomycetes; Pleosporales; Lindgomycetaceae
Product: cytochrome P450
Exons: 3
Coding region: 37-1542 (501 amino acids)
Molecular function (GO): heme binding; oxidoreductase activity, acting on paired donors, with incorporation or reduction of molecular oxygen; monooxygenase activity
Source: RefSeq, a predicted model, not a curated record
UUUAAGAGAGGAAGAUAACAAAAUUUGCUUCCAAUUAUGGUUUCCUACGCUUCGUUAAUUGCGUUGGUUGUAGCAGGCGUGUUAUUUGCCCUUUUUUCUUUCGCUAUUUACCUCUUCACCCCACCGCAAAACUUCCCAAAGAAUAUUCCGACCGUGCCAUUCUACCUCACCUUGCUGCCGCUCAUCAAAGAUGUCGACCAAGCAGACCUUUAUCGCAAGUACCUAAAGGAGCCGCUCCAGAAAUAUGGCGCUGUAAAAAUCUUUUUCGGUGGACGAUGGAACAUUCUUCUGCAGAAACCUUCAUACGUGGCAGAAGUCUUCAAGUACGAAGAUAUAUACGCCAAAUCUGGGAACCAGGUCAAGCUUCCACAGAGCAUAGUUGCGGAGUACACUGGCGAUAACAUCAUCAGCUCUCAUGGGGAGAAUUGGAGGCUUUUCACUUCCGUUAUCAAGCCUGCGCUGCAACAUGAACAAGAUCCAAUUUUCAUCUGCCGUAAUUCUAAGGUGCUGAAGACGAUGCUACUUGAAGAGGCAAGCAAGGCGCCUUCUGGCUUCGUUGUGUACGGACUCCUUCAGCGAUAUGCGCUUGCGAACCUCUCGGAGACCCUCUUUGGGUUAAGUUUCGAGACGCUGCAAAGACCAGAUGCCUCAUUGCAUAGCCUUCAGAUGAGAAUCAAGCCGACGAUCUUCAACCCCAUCUUCCUGAACUUUCCUUUUCUGGACCAUUAUAAGUGGAAAAGUCGACAGUUGGGCCGCGAACUUGUCAGGAAAUUUCGAAAUACACUUCGUACCGAUGUCGCUAAGGGACAUAACCAUGUUUGCGACCAUGAGUCUGCCAAAUUAGGCUGCAGGAUGUUGGGCGCGCAUCGAAUGGGUCUUCUAUCCGAAAAACAACUCCAAGACAACCUUGUCAGCGUCUUCCUCGCAGGGCAUGAAAACCCGCAACUAGCUCUAAUAUCUCUACUAUAUCUUCUAGGAGAGCAUCCCGCGGUGCAAGAGGAGGUCCGCAAAGAAAUCAACAUUGUGUUUAACAACAACGAGGGGAAAGAGUCCGAGGCCUCGUACAUUGCCAUUCACGGCCUACCCAUCCUUACUUCGGUCAUCUAUGAAACGCUCCGUCUGUACCCACCAAUAUCUCAGCUCCUCAACCGCCGCACUAGUGUCCCUAAUACUCUCGGCAACAAUAUCUUCAUCCCUGCAGGAGUUUAUGUUGGAUACAAUUGCUAUGCCACGAAUCGUGACACUUCAUUCUGGGGUCCGGAUGCGGAUGAUUUUAAGCCAAGCCGCUGGGGUUCAACUCUAGAGAAUAUCAAGGAGCUGUACCGGAAAGCCAAGGCCAAAGGGGCCUUUAUCAGCUUCCAUGGUGGAAGGAGAGCAUGUCUCGGCCAAAGAUUUGCAAUGCAGGAGCUACGAGUCACAAUGGUGGAGAUUCUUCGGGGUAUGAGAUGGACGGUGGAUGAACGCUGGGAUGGCCGCAUGACGCCAGCUGGGCCCCUUUACCCGAGAAAUCUGCGGAUCAAAUUUCAGGAAUUGAAGACCUAAUUAGAAGGCAAGAUGCCUCGCAUCUCAUUCACGCAUAUGACAGGGAACUUGGGCUUACAGACGCUGGAACUGGAGGGAUUUAAGUGCAUCAUGGAUUGGAUAAAGCGAAACAAUGGGCAGCUCGUUACUCCAGCGAAAGGGGAAGUAUUGGUGAGGUAUUAGGGCGGUGUAGUUUGCAGGGACUCCUUCUCGACUUUCCCUGCCUUUCUGAAAUCGUUGUAUUGUUGAAUAUUCCUUUCUUAUUUGGACUGUCGUUG